Molecule: messenger RNA, 1230 nt
Organism: Parathielavia appendiculata
Lineage: Eukaryota; Fungi; Ascomycota; Sordariomycetes; Sordariales; Chaetomiaceae
Exons: 1
Coding region: 309-770 (153 amino acids)
Source: RefSeq, a predicted model, not a curated record
CUCUGAUAUCAGCCGCCGACGCGGUUCCGACUCGAAGCUCCAACCAAACACUCCAUAGACACACCGUCUGAACUCAAACAAGUCACCGCAACAAUUUGACUUGACAUAUUUGCCAAGACCAUACUUCUCGACGCUCCAAAAUCGCCGAUCCGACCGGCCACUUAACUUUAAUUAAGAGCCUCUCAGCAAUUUCUUUCCAAACCCAUCUUGGCGCAGUGGGUGCAAACGGAGCAACUCACGAACACGGAUCGCAAUACCACUUUCGACCGAGUCAACCGACGAGUAUUCUGAACCAACAAGCCCAAGAGAUGACUGCAGAUCCUGAGAUCUCUUUGGGCCAGCCCAUGCGGCCCCUGGCCACUGAAAUGCGUCGCCAGGGUCGUCUGACCAUGACUAAGCAAUCUGAAGCCUGGAAGGACGUCGAUUCUGAGCAAGUGCUUCAAAAACCUCUCUUCAACUGGCCGAUGGUCGAACUGGGAACCAAGCAAUAUAUUCCAGAAGACUGGGUUGCCAAGGAGACAUCCCGGAGGUUGUGGAUAUCGGGCCACGGUGAUUACCUGGUGGAAUUGGAUCGUGAUGGAAAGGUAGGCGAUGCCGUCUGGUGCUGCAAGUACUGUAGCCAGCCCUUCAAAGCUGCUUCUACCAUCAGUGCCGCUACCCAUCUCUCGAUGAAACAUAAUCGCCACGAUAGUGCAAAGGAGCCGCCAGCGAAGAGGCACAAGUCGUCGGUCUUGGAAUGCAACAAGCCGCAGCAGCCACCCAGGUUCUGAAGCCCACAGCGGAUUCAGCACCCGCGGAAGCAAGACCGGAUUCGACAGUGGAUUUAGCAGCGGACUCGACAAUGGACUCGACGACAGUUUUGACAGUGGACUCGACAGGGAAGUUGAUCAAGAAGCAUCUCGUCAACUGGAUCGUUAACAACGACCUUCCGUUCACCAUCGUUGAGGAUCCUCCUUCAUUUCUUCAACCCCGAAUACGCCGAGAAGUACAUCCCACGAUCCGCUGGAAAAGUACGCAAAUGGGUGGAAGGGAGACUUCAACUUGACUCCUCCCAGCAAUCAUACAGCGGACUAACAGAUCACUGGCACCAAACACCUGUGCUUGGUACCACGGCCUGCAAAUGUCGUACAACAAACAGCAGCAGUUCUCCGCACGGAUGGCUUCCAUUAUUAAUCGCCCAUCACUCUUCACCGCACCGGCUUCCAAAAACCCAAAUAGUUACCACGAAAA